Molecule: messenger RNA, 7940 nt
Organism: Mus musculus (house mouse)
Lineage: Eukaryota; Metazoa; Chordata; Mammalia; Rodentia; Muridae
Gene: Tecpr2
Product: tectonin beta-propeller repeat containing 2
Exons: 21
Coding region: 1396-4566 (1056 amino acids)
Source: RefSeq, marked validated
GGAGUCCAUCCCGCCUCCUCCGGGUUGGCGGGGCUGAGGUGUCCUGAGGGGCUGCCGCGGGAGUGUUGUGGGAGCUAGUCCUAACUGAAGUGCAUUUGAAAUUCAAAUACUAAAGCCUGCAGGUUUCCCUAGAUGACGGAUAAACAUUCAUACCGUUUGAAGAACAUCUGUGGAAACCUUGACCAUGGCAUCGGUAUCAGACCCUGUAACAUUCCGAGAAUUCUGCCCUUUGUACUAUCUCCUCAAUGCCAUCCCCACAAAGAUCCAGAGAGGCUUUCGCUCUAUUGUGGUCUACCUCACAGCCCUGGAUACCAACGGGGACUACAUUGCAGUGGGCAGCAGCAUCGGCAUGCUCUACCUGUACUGCCGGCACCUCAACCAGAUGAAGAAGUACAACGUCGAUGGGAAGAUGGAGUCUAUCACUGUGGUGAAGCUGCUGAGCUGCUUUGAUGACCUUGUUGCAGCAGGCACUGCCUCUGGGAGGGUUGCAGUUUUCCAGCUUGUGUCUUCAUUGCCAGGGAGGAACAAGCAGCUGCGGAGAUUUGAUGUCACUGGUGUUCACAAGACCAGCAUCACAGCGCUGGCGUGGAGCCCCAAUGGGAUGAAGCUGUUCUCUGGAGACGACAAAGGAAAGAUCGUCUACUCUUCUCUAGAUCUAGACCAGGGUCUCUGCAGCUCACACCUUGUGUUAGAAGAGCCGUCCUCCAUUGUGCAGCUGGACUACAGCCAGAAAGUGCUGCUUGUGUCCACCUUGCAGCGAAGCCUGCUUUUUUACACAGAGGAGAAGGCAGUCAAGCAGAUUGGAUCCCAACCAAGGAAAAGUACUGGGAAAUUUGGUGCUUGUUUUAUACCAGGACUGUGUAAGCAAAGCGAUCUAACCCUGUAUGCAGCCCGGCCUGGGCUCCGGCUGUGGAAGGCUGAUGUCCAUGGGACCGUUCAAGCCACAUAUAUCCUCAAGGAUGUCUUUGCUGGCGGAGUCACACCUUUUGAGCUCUACCCUCGUCUGGAGCCCUCUGAUGGGGGAAGCUGCAUCUCGCCUGAGAAACACCUGGGGCUCGUUUCCUGCUUCUUCCGAGAAGGCUGGGUGUUGAGCUGGAAUGAGUACAGUAUCUAUCUUCUGGACACCGUCAAUCAGGCCACAGUUGCUGGUUUGGAAGGACUGGGUGAUAUUGUAUCUGUUUCCUGCACAGAAAAUGAAAUAUUUUUCCUAAAGGGAGAUAGGAACAUUAUCAGGAUUUCAAGCAGACCUGAAGGAAUCGCAUCCAUAGCAGGAUGAAGUUGGGUGUUUCGUGGCUUCUGGUGCCCAGGCUGGCAGGCUGAGUGCUGCACCCUGCCAUCUCCCAAAGAGCCAGCUGUAAAUCAAUCUCUUCUUUCUCAGUGAGAGACGGUCUGGAGAUGACAAGAUGCUCUGAGCAGGUCCAUGGCCAGCAUCUGGAGAAGUCACUGGGGGCCACUGUUUGUGAGACAAGGCUUCGAGGCUCUUCUGUGGCAAGUUCCGUGGCCAGUGAGCAACGGAGCAGGAGCAGUUCACUCAACUCCACGGACAGUGGCUCUGGACUACUGUUGCCUGGACUUCAGGCUGCUUCUGAGCUGGGCCAGAGUGGUCAGCCAUCCUCCCAGAGAUUCAGUGUCAUCAGCUCUGAAGACUUUGACCAGGAGCUUAUUGUGAAACCUAUCAAAGUGAAGAAGAGGAGGAGGAAGAGAAAGACAGAAGGUGGAAGCAAGAGCACCUGCCCCAGUUCCCUCGAGUCAACCCCCUGCUCCGAGCUCCCUGCCGACAGCCCCCAGUCCCUGAACACAGACCUCUUGUCCAUGACCUCAAGUGCUCUGGGCAGUAGUAUGGAUCAGCUAAGCACAGAAUCUCCAGAGCAGGAGAGCAACCUCGGGGGUGAGGUGAAUGGAAUCUCACAGGAAAACAGUGGUCCUGAAGCGUUCCAUGUCCUAGAGCUGCCUGGCCCUGCCCCUGGCCCUGCCUCUACCCCCACGGAUGAAGAAAACUGCACUGGGAAGGAAGCGUCCCAGUGUAGCCACACACAGGACACAGACCUGCUCAGUGGAGUGCUGACUUUACCCUUGCAGCCAGAGGAGGAUGUGGGAGGUGCUGACAUCAUCUCAGGCCUUGAUGAGCAGCCUGGUCCUGCUGCUGAUGCAGCAGUACAUACAGAGUUCUGCCUGCGGGGACAGAACAGCUCUGCUGAGGAGCAGGAGGCAGACACCAUGGAGUUCAGUGACCCCCAGAGCACGUUUUCUGAAGCUCCUCUUCUGGACUCAAGUAUGCUGCCUUCCAGCCUCAGCUGGCCCCCAGGUGCUGAGCAGUGGCUGCCUGGGAUUGGAGUGUAUGACAUCACCACCGAGACGGCCAGCCCAGAAGCAGACAUCCUGACCCAUGUGGCGGUCCCUAGCCACCUGAGCUCAAAUCCUUGGCAUUUACUAACUGACAGUAACACAGGUCAGAAGGAAACACCCACUUUUCAAUGUGACAUGGGAAAUGUGGAAGGACAGGUGACUCCUCUUGCCUCUGCCUCAGUGGCCAGCACCCAUGCACAUUGGCUGGACCAACCUUUCCAGGAUCAGGCAGUGACAUCCAGUGAUGAGGAAGACAUUUAUGCCCACGGACUCCCAUCUUCAUCCUCAGAGACAAGUGUCACAGAGCUUGGAGCUGGUCGCUCUCUGCAGGACCUGAGCCAACCAGGUGCUGAGGAAACCACCCUGCUCAAGGCAGAUCAGUUUGCAGAGAGCUGGAUGGGCUACUCGGCUCCUGGCUAUGGCAUCCUCAGCUUGGCGGUCUCGGAAAAGUUUCUCUGGUGCCUGGACUACAAAGGUGGCCUGUUCUGCAGUCCCCUGCCUGGUGCAGGGCUGCGCUGGCAGAGGUUUGAAGAUGCUGUCCAGCAGAUGGCAGUCUCUCCCUCAGGGGCUCUUCUCUGGAAGAUUGAACAGAAAUCUAACCGUGCUUUUGCUUGUGGCAAAGUCACCAUCAAGGGGAAGCGGCACUGGUACGAGGCUCUGCCCCAGGCUGUGUUUGUGGCCCUGAGUGAUGACACAGCCUGGAUCAUCAGGACCAACGGAGAUCUGUACCUUCAGACAGGUCUCAGUGUGGAUCGGCCCUGCGCCCGAGCCGUGAAGGUGGACUGUCCAUACCCACUGUCCCAGAUCGCAGCCCGGAACAGUGUGGUGUGGGCACUGACAGAGCAGAGGGCCCUCCUGUACCGGGAGGGUGUGAGCAGCUUCUGUCCUGAGGGGGAGCAGUGGAAGUGUGACAUUGUCAGUGAAAGGCAAACUCUGGAGCCUGUCUGCAUAACUCUUGGAGAUCAGCACACACUCUGGGCCCUGGACAUUCACGGGAAGCUGUGGUUCAGAACUGGCGUGGUUCCCAAAAAGCCCCAAGGAGAUGAUGAUCACUGGUGGCAGGUGAGCAUCACGGACUAUGUGGUGUUUGACCAGUGCAGCUUGUUCCAGACCAUCAUGCAUGCCACACACUCGGUAGCCACAGCAGCCCAAGCCCCUGUGGAAAAGGUCGCAGAUAAACUGCGCAUGGCGUUUUGGUCUCAGCAGCUUCAGUGCCAGCCCAGCCUACUAGGGGUUAACAAGAGUGGUGUGUGGAUCUCCUCAGGGAAGAAUGAAUUCCAUGUUGCUAAAGGAAGUCUCAUAGGAACUUACUGGAAUACCGUUGUUCCCCGGGGAACAGCUUCUGCCACAAAAUGGGCUUUUGUGUUGGCUUCUCCUGCUCCCACCCAGGAUGGAAGCUCCUUAUGGCUAUGCCAGAGCAGCAAGGACCUGUGUAUCAUCAGUGCCCAGAAUGUACAGUGCCGCCCCUCCACAGUGCAGCUGCCCCCCGAUGCAGAGAUGAGAACCUAUGCUGCCUGCCAGGAUGCACUAUGGGCCUUGGACAGCCUUGGGCAGGUGUUCAUCAGGACACUUUCCAAGAGCUGCCCCACAGGCAUGCACUGGACGAAACUGGACCUUUCCCAGCUAGGAACUGUGAGACUGACCAGCUUGGCAUGUGGAAAUCAGCAUAUCUGGGCCUGUGACUCCAGGGGUGGGGUUUACUUCCGUGUUGGAACCCAGCCUCUGAAUCCCAGCCUGAUGCUUCCAGCCUGGAUCAUGAUUGAGCCACCUGUCCAGCUUGCUGGGGUCACUUUGGUCAGCGUCCAUUCUAGCCCCAAUGACCAGAUGUUGUGGGCCCUGGAUAGCAGAUGGAAUGUGCACGUGCGAACUGGAAUCACUGAGGAGAUGCCUGUGGGGACAGACUGGGAGCAUGUGCCAGGAUUGCAGGCCUGCCAGUUGGCACUGAGCACCAGGACCGUGUGGGCCCGCUGUCCAAAUGGUGACCUUGCCCGCCGCUAUGGCAUCACAGACAAGAAUCCUGCUGGGGACUACUGGAAGAAAAUUCCAGGAAGUGUGUCCUGUUUCACAGUGACCUCAUCAGAUGAGCUGUGGGCAGUGGGCUCCUCUGGCUGUCUCCUUCAGCGACUGACAAAGACGUUCAGCCAUUCACACAACCCCCAGAACAGCCAGGUGGCCAGCUCCCACCCUGAGGAACUGGAGGAGGAGUGGGAGGUCAUCUGAAGGAGCCUAGGCGGCCAGUGGAGGAGAAAGUUCUGUGGUGGAGGCCGCCAUCUCCCGGUGGCUCACAUAUGGAUGGACAUGCCUCGUCCACCAGGCCAGACACCCCACACUUGCUUUCAUCUGUAUUUGUUUUGGUCUCAUUACAGAACUCACAGCCUUAGCCACGUUCUCGGAACUGUUGCUGUAGGAGCAGCACCUUUGACAUCUUGCCAAGGUCAUCUGCAAGUGGGAACAGUGGCUGCUGGUCAGUUGCAUGCACUGGUUACCUGUGCACCACAGUAAAUUUUCAUCAGCAGCUACGGGGCCUGGUGUGAGCCAAGAGGGACACCACCAGAGGCAGAUGACUCAAAGCCAGGAAGAGUUGGGCACAUGUCCAUACCAGAACCCCAGAGCAAAUGUCCUGCAGAUCAGAGCUUGCAGCUACUGGAUAUAUUUGGUGAUGGUGUUGACUUUAUCACAGGGGUCCUACACUUCUCUCCUAGAGAUACAGGACAUUCCAGGUGGGAAAGUACCCAUGCAGGAUGGGGUGUGGGGCUGUGCCAGGUUACAUGCACACACCCUAGCCUCAUCAUGUUGCCCACACUCAGGGUAGCUGCCCACCCCCUGCCCACCUCAGCCAACACAAGAGCCAAUGGGUGCAGACAGAGCACAGGUGCCCACAUGGUCCAUGUAGUCCAGCACAAGGGUGCUGAGCUAAUCUAGAGACAUCUUUGGAACGACAUUUGACUAGUAUGCUGGUAGGCAUCCUAAAGCCAGGCUCUUCCUCAAAAGAUGGAUCUAGUAAUUGCCUUUUUGUUUGUUAUGUUACAAACCUGAAUAAGAUACCUCACUUCAAAUCAGAUCUCACAAACUUAGAAGGUAAAUGCAUCUUCUGAAGACAGUGAAGGUUCUGUUCCUUCAUGAGGGUUAUCCCAAGCCCACCUUGUCUCGGCUACAGCUCUGCAGGGGUGGCCGUCCCGUAUCAUGUCCUCAACCCAAGAGUAGGCGGUAUCUGCAGCGGGUAUAGCACUGACUCCCCAGCAGCUGGUGGAGUACAGAGCAUCUGAGCUUCAAGGGCAGGCUACCCACCUCACCCACCAGGUCCCUGUCACUGCUCCAGGCUGGCUGCUUUUUCAGUCCGCCUGGUCCAGGCAGUUACUUGAUGUCUGUUUUCUACUAAGCAUGUGUCAGGACCCCAGUAGUAAUGAUGCAGAGGCUUCCAGGUCUCAGCAGUGAUGAGCUGCUGCGAGCCUUGACUGUACUUCGUUUUAGAGACUCCUUUUUAAGAGUUCAGUGACGGUAGAGGCAGCCCCGAAUGGGCUGAUCCUCUUCUGUGGAUGGUGUGCCUUGCCUGGCUCCUCACAAUGGCAGUACUCCCCCAAGCCCACGGGACGACAGUGCAAUUAAACCCAAGGUCAGUGACACUUUGACUAGUUUUAGCCUCAGUGCUUUGGGUGAUUGUCAUUUUGGUUUUAAAUUUUAGUUGUGCUGAGAUCAUGCAAAAUCUUACUCUCUCCAACUGUUGUCUGCUAAGUGAGCUAGGAGGCCUGCAGGAAGCCCAGCGGCCCAGCCGCACUGCAGCAGAGCGCUACUGCCUGGGUGGGUUGAAGCAGCUGGCACAGACGGUACAGUGGGCAGCGCCAUUCCACAGCAACACACACCCUCUGGCAGUCCUAGAGAGAAUGCCCCAAAGUAGACAGAGUGAAUGACAGUCUCAAGACAUUAGUCUUUUGUUGUUGUUUUGAGUCAGUCUUUUGCAGCCCAGGUUGGCCUCCAGUUCACCAUGUAGCUAGCCAAGGAUAGCCUUUGCUGAUCUUCCUGCCUCCACCUCUUAAAGUUCUGGGAUUAUCGGUGUACACCACCAUGUCCUGCUAAAGAUGUCAGAUUCCAUACAAACAAGUCUAUGAGUAUAGUUCUUUCAGAAUCUCCAUUGGGGUCUUGGAGAGACAGGGGAAUUGUUAAUAGCAUGACGGUACCCACAGACAUCCCACGUUACUGCUCAGGUCUCUCAGUCCCUUUUCUAGCGCCUGGGAAGGAGAAUAUGGUUAGUCUGUGAGCCUCAGGUUGGGUACCUCAUUACAGUUACACAGUGAACGUGCCCCAGGACCCAGCCCCAGCAAGGGCCAGCAUGCCAGGUACGGCCCAGACCAUGACAGGUCCUUCACCCAGGCAGCCCCGUUAGUCAGUAUCUCAGCAUUCCAUAGGCAUUGCAGGGGAGGGAGCCAACAGCUGUUGUACCCACUGUUUCCACUUAGUACAGAAAGCCUGCCUUUGCUUUAUACUCAGACAAUGGGACUGCCACAGAAAACCCAUAUGGAGAUUUUACUUAUUCAAAAUGUAGAGCCUGUAAGUUAGAAAUCCUGUGUGGGGCUGGGAUGUGGCUUAGUGAUGGAAGACAGAUUAAAAUCCCCACCUAUGUGGACUCUUAAGUAUACCUGCAAUCCCAGCACUCUGGAAGCUGAGCCAGGAUUGUCACAAGUUCCAGACCAGCCUGGACCACAAAGAUCCUGUCUCAAAAAAACCCCUGAAUUUAUAGCCGGGCGUGGUGGCACACGCCUUUAGUCCCAGCACUUGGGAGGCAGAGGCAGGUGAAUUUCUGAGUUCGAGGACAGCCUGGUCUACUGAGUGAGUUCCAGGACAGCCAGGGCUACACAGAGAAACCCUGACUUGAAAAAACAAACAAACAAACAAAAAAAAACCACACAAAAAAAAACCCCCCAAAACCCUGAAUUUAAGAGUAAACAAACUGAGAAAAAGUCAUGAUUGCCACAACAUUUGCAUCCAUGUUGAACUUGUCCAAACCAGUAGGAAAACGCAACACAAAGAUGGACAAAGGAGGCGAAGUGGUGACUCACACAAACAUCCUCCAGUAGGAAACCCCAAAGGCACAGCCCUCCGAGAAAGCCUCUGAUGGUCCUCAGUCCAAAAGCCUAACACUAAAAACGCCAUCUCUGAAAAUUAGUCAGGAACAAAACUGAGCUGUGUAGCAGUGAUCUAGGGCUUACCUAGCAUGCAGGCCCAGUCUCACUCCCCAGAAUGGCAGCAAAUGAAACCAAACAAGGAGGGUGCCGGUCUUUAUGAGCUUGAACACAUGCCUAUAAUGCCACAGGAUGGAUGUCAGCAGAGCAUACUGUGGGGUCCCACAGGCAAUCUUAGGGCGGUGUGAAACUCUUCUGGCCUAUCAGUACAGUACGGUUUACAGAUAGCACUGCAUGUGGGGGGUACCGUGUGUACAUCACUCUUUAGGAGGGUCAGAAAGACAAGGUCUCAUUUGGGACAGACAGCUGGCCAGCGAAUGUUUCCAAGCCUGUGUCUUUUUUAAUCCUUUGAAUGUUGAGCCAUGUAAAUGUAUUAUUUAUUUCAAAACUAAAUAAAAUUUAUAUGUAGAAACUCAA